GGCGCUGGACCCCUCAGAGGGUGCCAGCUGGGGCGAGCUUGUCAAGUACCUUCCCUCGCCUGUCGCUAUCCUGUCCAGAGAUCCCGGCAGGUCCGGGACUCCGGUCCUUGCUGGUGCGGGCGCCGGCAUGUGGUUUUGGGAGGAGCAAGGCGGCCUCCUGGGCCCCUUCUCCUUUCUGCUGCUGCUGCUUCUGCUGGCGACACGCAGCCCCUUCAAUUCUUGCCUCCUCACAGGCAGCCUCUACGUCCUGCUGCGCUUCUUCAGCUUUGAGCCAGUGCCCUCCCUCAGGGCCCUGCAGGUGCUCAAGCCCCGGGGCCGCGUCUCCGCUAUCGCCCACCGCGGCGGCAGCCACGACGCGCCAGAGAACACCUUGGCGGCCAUCCGGCAGGCAGCUAAGAAUGGAGCAACAGGUGUGGAGUUGGACCUUGAAUUUACUUCUGAUGGGAUUCCUGUCUUAAUGCAUGAUAGCACAGUAGACAGGACAACAGAUGGGACUGGCCAAUUGUGUGAUUUGACAUUUGAACAAAUUAGAAAACUUAAUGCUGCAGCUAAUCACCGGCUGAGGAAUGAUUUUCCUGAUGAAAAGAUCCCCACCCUGAGGGAAGCUGUUGCAGAGUGCCUAAACUAUAACCUCACAAUCUACUUUGAUGUCAAAGGCCAUGCAAAUAUGGCUACUGUUGCUCUAAAGAAAGCUUAUUUGGAAUUUCCCCAACUAUAUAAUAAUAGUAUCGUCUGUUCUUUCUCACCAGAAGUUAUUUAUAAGAUGAGACAAGCAGAUCAGAAUGUAAUAACAGCUUUAACUCACAGACCUUGGAGCCUUAGCUAUACAGGAGAUGGGAAACCACGUUAUAAUUCUUUCUGGAAACAGUCCACAUUUGUGGUGAUGGACAUUUUGCUCGAUUGGAGCAUGCAUAAUAUCUUGUGGUACCUGUGUGGAAUUUCAGCUUUCCUCAUGCAAAAGGAUUUUGUAUCCCCGGCCUACUUGAAUAAAUGGUCAGCUAAAGGAAUUCAGGUUGUUGCUUGGACUGUUAAUACUUUCGAUGAAAAAAGUUACUAUGAAUCCCAUCUUGCUUCCAGCUAUAUCACUGACAGCAUGUUGGAAGACUGUGCACCUCAGUUCUAGACUGUUGUCCCACAGAGGAAACAUGGGUUCAGAAACUG
Messenger RNA from Orycteropus afer afer, 1161 nucleotides. RefSeq names its product glycerophosphodiester phosphodiesterase 1 (gene GDE1). Lineage: Eukaryota; Metazoa; Chordata; Mammalia; Tubulidentata; Orycteropodidae. The record is from RefSeq and is a predicted model, not a curated record. Gene Ontology annotation, biological process: lipid metabolic process. Gene Ontology annotation, molecular function: phosphoric diester hydrolase activity.